Molecule: messenger RNA, 1452 nt
Organism: Symbiodinium necroappetens
Lineage: Eukaryota; Dinophyceae; Suessiales; Symbiodiniaceae
Source: the annotation of a GenBank genome assembly
AUGUGGGGCAAGGCGUGGAACAAGGGCACCAAGACCGGCAAGGGCGGCAAGAGCAUCGCCAAAGGCGCGGACCGAUCGCAGGAGAUGUGGACCGGAGCGACUUGGAAUCAGGGCGGAAAGGGGACAUGGGCUUCAGCUUCGGCAGCUCCGGAGCGCUACGCCGGUUCCGGUAGCUACGACUACGACGCCUACGCAGCAGCCCCGGCGGCAGGCAAAGGCUGGGAAGGGUCUGCGAGCGGCAAAGGCAAAGAACAGACAAGUGGAAAGGGCAAAGAGUGGGUGGCCCGGUUGGAAGGCAAGUACGCACUCGCCAAGACCGUCCUGCGACCCUACGCAGACGAGCGAGGGCAAGCAGUGUACGCCCAGGGCUCGGUGCUGGACUUCUUCGACAAGCACCACAUGCGCCAGAUCAUCGACUCUCGCAACUCCGAGCUUGCGCGGAGGCCGGCCAUAGGAAUGUCGGUGGUCAGCAGCUCCAUGCUCGCGCUGACCGGUCUCUUCGAAGAAGAGGAGACAGAGGAGGAUCGCAAGUUCCACGGGGCGUUGCAAAAUCUACGCAGCCUCUUCGCCGGGGAGGACGGCGCAGCCUUCAAGAAAGCCUGCGAGAUCCUCUCCAAGGAUCGCAUGCAAGCUUUGGAGGCCUGCACGCUCGCAAAUGCGCUCGGCAACUGGAGCAGCAAGGUGCCCACCACCGUCGCCAACGAGGCGUCUCUCUCUCGCUGGCAAUCGUCGCCGAAGACCCUGAAGCUGCUGAUAGACUACCUGGUGGAAGCAUUCGGGCAGCGUCAGACGGACGAUGCAGCCUGGAAGCGGACCUACGGCGGAUGGGGCGGCGACAGCGAUGAGGAGCUGGACGACAGCGGCGCCGGCGGGCUCGCCUGGGGCAUCCGGGCGCCGGAGGACGGGAGACACGCACGGAAGAGCAAGAUUUCCUCCAGCUCGAGCUCGAAGCGCCACCGCAAGGCCGCCAAGCGCGAGGAGAAGCGCAAGCACAAGAAGGAGGCCAGGUCCACGGACGAGAACCAGCCGACCAAGUUGUUGGCGAAGACGAAGGCCAACGAGGGCGAUGAGGAGAAGACAACGGCGAAGGUGAAGGCUCACAAGAAGCUCGAGGCAAAAGACAAGAAGUCGAGCGAGACGUCCGCAUCCUCGAGCUCCAGGCGUCGACGCAAGGCCGCAAAGCGUGCAGAGCGGCGCGAGGAGAAGCGACAGCUCAGAAAGGUUGCCAAAGCCGCGCACAAGGAUGGGGAGCGUGAGAUCGCGGAGACAUCGGAGGUCGGCGAUGACGAGAGGCUCGUCCUCGGAGUGGAUGACGCCGCCGUCGCGAGCGAGGCCAUUUUAUUCCGGCAGCGACGCGUAGAGAAGCAUAAAUUAGAAACAGGCUGUGUAGUAUGUAUUCUCGCCGCUUCCCGGCAGGAAAUGGACGCGCAGAUGACCAACGAGAAUCCGUGA